AUGUUCUCACCAUCAUCCUCAUUCAUUUUCUUUCCCGCCAUUCAAGCCUUGUCUGAAGCUCUCGGUGUGUCCUUGGAACGGAUUAAUCUCACAAUCACCUCUUACAUGGUUGUUGCCGGCAUUGUACCGGCAAUUGUGGGCGACAUGGCAGAUAUAACUGGGAGAAGGAAUAUUUAUUUACUCACGCUCUUCAUUUAUGUUGUUGCAAACAUAGGACUGGGGGCCCAGAGUAGUUGGGUCGCACUCUUCUUGUUGAGGAUGCUUCAGAGUGCUGGCGGUGCAGCGACCAUUGCAAUGGGAUACGGAGUGAUCUCCGACAUCGCAGCACCAUCCGAGCGGGGUGGCUAUGUUGGUGUGUUACUUCUGGGUCCCAAUUUUGCUACUGCCAUUGGUCCCAUCGUUGAGGGCGCUUUGGUCGAGGGCCCUGGAUGGCGCUGGAUAUUCUGGGUUCCAGCUCUUGUCGCGGGAACGCUUCUUUUUGGCAUCGCUCUAUUCCUACCAGAAACAGCUCGCAGUAUUUUUGGUAAUGGGUCGCGAAAGGUCUCUUCUCUUUAUAAACCACUCGUCAAAGUUGGUCGGUCAAGGGACUCUGCUGCACUUCACGGAGACCAGGAAGAAGCACUUCCGCGCAAAUUUCGCAUCCCAAACCCCCUCGCAAGUUUGAGAAUACUUAUGUCCCGGAGUAGUGUUCUCAUUACUGCGAUCAAUGGCGUUUAUUAUAUGGUUUCCAGUUGUCUUCAAAGCUCCAUGUCAAGCUUGUUCACUGAAAUAUACGGACUCUCGGAGAUUCAGGAAAAAAUCAUGAAUCGGGACUAUAAACUUACAGCCCGAGCGCACAACAUUGUCAUAGACGUCAGUCGUGGUGACGAUCUCAAGCUCUUCCCGAUCGAGAAGGCCAGAUUCAGAAGUAUCUGGUAUUCUAUGUGCGCUACUGGAAUAUCAACUAUUGGUUACGGUUGGGCAUUGCAAUCACGCUCUGUGAGUAACCUUAUCUACGAACUUGGUGUUGUAGCAACAUCAUGA
This is a messenger RNA of Penicillium malachiteum, 1023 nucleotides long. Its product is annotated as Major facilitator superfamily domain general substrate transporter. Gene Ontology annotation, molecular function: transmembrane transporter activity. Lineage: Eukaryota; Fungi; Ascomycota; Eurotiomycetes; Eurotiales; Aspergillaceae. The transcript is spliced from 4 exons. The record is from RefSeq and is a predicted model, not a curated record. Bases 1 to 1023 code for a protein of 340 amino acids. Gene Ontology annotation, biological process: transmembrane transport.